AUGGAGCCUUCCGGAUCUUCGCGAGAGCUGCCUAUACGUCCUGCGCAGUCUGGAAUCUCACGUACGCGAGUCUCGCGCGUCCCCAUGAUCCCUGCACAUGCUGCUGCAACAGCAGGUCUGGCGAUCUACCUACCCAACACAUCGACUGCCCGUACCGGACGAUCAAACAAGCGUCCACGAGAUAACGUUGGGGCGCUCAAUCACCCUGUAGCUACGGCAACCAGCGGCUCCAUCCCGACAUGCGCCAUGUUCAGCCUCGCCAAGCCCAUGUCACUUUCACCUCCAACAAAGACGUGA
This is a messenger RNA of Parastagonospora nodorum SN15, 297 nucleotides long. RefSeq lists its product as hypothetical. The coding region runs from base 1 to 297 and encodes 98 amino acids. NCBI's taxonomy places the organism in Eukaryota, Fungi, Ascomycota, Dothideomycetes, Pleosporales, Phaeosphaeriaceae. The transcript is spliced from 2 exons. The record is from RefSeq and is a predicted model, not a curated record.